UUUAACACACGGCGAAAAACUCAAAGUGAUUUCCAGAAGAUGGCGACCGCACUGGUGGCGUCAAAUUCCGUUCCUGCAAAUGGUGAAACUGAGAAAUGUGAAACAGCUGUUCAGAAGGUUGUGAAUCCUGAAACGUACAUCAAACAUCCACUACAAAACAGGUGGGCUCUUUGGUUUUUCAAGAAUGACAAAAGCAAAACGUGGCAAGCCAACCUUCGUCUCAUCUCCAAAUUUGACACUGUGGAGGACUUCUGGGCAUUAUACAAUCACAUUCAGCUGUCAAGUAACUUGAUGUCUGGCUGCGACUACUCUUUAUUUAAGGAUGGCAUUGAGCCCAUGUGGGAAGAUGAAAGGAACCGGCGAGGCGGCCGCUGGCUGAUAACUCUGUCCAAGCAGCAACGUAAAGCAGACCUGGAUCGGUUCUGGUUGGAGACGCUCCUGUGUCUUGUUGGAGAAGCUUUUGACGACUACAGUGACGAUGUUUGUGGAGCUGUCAUUAAUGUUAGAGCCAAAGGUGAUAAGAUGGCUAUAUGGACUACAGACUAUGAAAAUAAAGAGGCCAUCACACACAUAGGGCGUGUGUAUAAAGAGAGGCUAGGCGUUCCAUCAAAAGUGAUCAUUGGUUACCAGUCACAUGCAGACACGGCCACAAAGAGUGGCUCAACAACCAAGAACAAGUUUGUUGCCUGAGGAUCCAAGGAUUAUCAACC
Molecule: messenger RNA, 710 nt
Organism: Neolamprologus brichardi
Lineage: Eukaryota; Metazoa; Chordata; Actinopteri; Cichliformes; Cichlidae
Gene: eif4ea
Product: eukaryotic translation initiation factor 4ea
Biological process (GO): translational initiation
Cellular component (GO): cytoplasm; eukaryotic translation initiation factor 4F complex
Molecular function (GO): translation initiation factor activity; RNA 7-methylguanosine cap binding
Source: RefSeq, a predicted model, not a curated record